Ziziphus jujuba (common jujube) is the source of this 1122-nucleotide messenger RNA. RefSeq names its product xylan glycosyltransferase MUCI21. The transcript has 3 exons. Gene Ontology annotation, molecular function: glycosyltransferase activity. The record is from RefSeq and is a predicted model, not a curated record. Lineage: Eukaryota; Viridiplantae; Streptophyta; Magnoliopsida; Rosales; Rhamnaceae. Bases 1 to 1122 code for a protein of 373 amino acids.
AUGAAGGAAAGGCAGCCCAGGUCGUUAACAGUAGCAACAUGCUUUGGAUUGCUGGUAGCAAUCUUUACCCUCCAUAUUGCUUUCACAUCUGUGACAAAUUCCAUUGCUUUUCAAGAAUUAAAACGUUGGCAACAAAAGCUGGCGCUUGCGUUGUCACCUUUACAAUCAAAGCACACUGGAGUAAUCCAAUGUGAUCGUUCUCACAAACGUUAUGAUUUAUGCUCCAUCAAUGGCACCACACUUUUGGACCCCACAUCAUUGACUCUCUAUAAAUUGCAACCCCCAAACUUCAGGGGCCCAUCCAUAGUGUUGAAAACUCAUCCUUACCCUCGCAAAACUGACAAAGGCGCAAUGUCAAAAGUCAAAGAGCUCACACUCACUUCCUCAUCCCCACCCACAUCGCGCUGCGGAGUCACACAUAGUAGUCCAGCUCUUGUAUUCAGUACGGGCGGUUACACGACAAACUUCUUUCAUGCAUUCAAUGAAGGUAUUAUUCCCCUCUUCAUCACCGUUAAUUCUCUUUUCUCCAAUCGAAAUGUCACGCUUGUGAUCACUGAUAAUAGAGAUUGGUGGGUCCAAAAGUAUGCUGAGCUACUUUCUCAAAUUAGCAUCCAUCCGAUCAUCAACUUGGACAAUGAUAAAGAAAUCCACUGUUUUCCAUCAGCAACUAUAGGACUUAUAACACAUGGCACAAUGACUGUGAACCCGAAUUGGCUACCUAAACCUAAAACCCUAGUUGAUUUUAGAGCCUUCUUGAGCAAAGCUUACACCAAUGGCAACAAACCCAAGUCUUCAAACUAUCACAAAGUUCGACGACCACAAAUGGUGCUACUAAGUCGUAAAGGAAGUGUAGGGCGUGUAAUUUUGAACCAAAACCAGGUCAUAAAUGCAGCUGAGGAGGUAGGGUUUGACGUUGUCGUUCUGAAGCCAUUGAUAAAUAGUUCUUUGUCCGAUGCCUUUCGGCUAAUCGAUCGUAGCCACGUGAUGUUGGGGGUCCAUGGUGCAGCAAUGACCCAUAGUUUGUUUCUAAGGCCCAAGUCUGUAUUAAUUCAGGUGGUACCUAUCGGUACAGAGAAAGAGGCAUAUGGGAAGGCCAAAAGGUUUAUGGGGAAGGAAGAUUAG